CUCAUUCGCCUCUUUUUGUUCCUGUUCUCUCAGGAUCUUCAGAUCUCUCUCCUCUGCAAAGUCUUGGUUGAAUUGAAUACCGAAGAAUUCAGCUCACAUGUAUUAGCAAGACCAGUUCUAAGUAUUUGAUUGAGGAAUUGAACCCCAAGUUAAUUCUUCACCAUCAUGAGUAUCGAACCUUUUAACAGGUUGGUGAAGUUAGCUGCGAGAGCUUUCUACGAUGACAUUACGACUAAAGGGGAUAAUCAACCCAAGACCGGUCGGAGUGAUAACAGGGGAAUCGCGGUUGUUGUUCUUGAUGCUCUCACGAGACGACAAUGGGUUCGGGAAGAAGAUUUGGCAAAGAACUUAAAACUACAUUCAAAGCAAUUACGUCGAACCCUAAGGUUUUUAGAAGAGGAAAAACUGAUUACUCGAGAUCAUAGAAGGGAGACAGCUAAGGGAGCAAAGAUAUUUAGUGCUGCGGUUGCUGCCACAGCCGAUGGUCAACACCCAGUGAAGGAGGGGGAUGAAAAGAUUAAGAUGCACACACAUUCUUAUUGCUCGCUAGACUAUGCGCAGAUCUAUGAUGUGGUUCGAUACAGGAUGCACCGCAUGAAGAAAAAACUGAAAGAUGAACUGGAGGACAAGAACACAGUUCAAGAGUAUAUAUGCCCCAACUGUUCGAGAAGGUACACUGCUUUGGAUGCUCUUCGAUUAAUCUCUUUUGAGGAUGAAUAUUUCCAUUGUGAAAAUUGCAAUGGAGAGCUGGUUGCAGAGAGUGACAAACUGGCUGCUGCCCAAGGAGGGGAUGGAGAUGAUAAUGCCAGGAAGCGUCGGCAUGAAAAAUUGAAGGACAUGCUUCAAAAGAUGGAGGUCCAGCUUAAACCUUUAAUGGAACAACUCAGCAGAGUCAAAGAUUUGCCGGUUCCAGAAUUUGGAACUCUUUUAGCAUGGGAAGCUCGUGCAAGUGCAGCUGCACGGGGGGCAAAUGGUGAUCUCAAUGGCAAUGAUCCCUCGAAAUCAGCUCAAGGUUUGGGAUAUGGGGGAACACCUAUGCCUUUUGUUGGCGAGACCAAGGUUGAAGUUGCCUUUUCUGGGGCUGAGGGCAAGGGAGUGGAUGUUAAAUCUGAAUCCGAGAACACAGGUCUGAAAGUUUUACCUCCUUGGAUGAUCAAGAAAGGAAUGAACCUCACAAAGGAACAACGCGGGGAGGUCAAAGACGAGUCAAAGAUGGAUGCUGGUUCAGCUUCUGCUCAGUUUUCUGAUGAUAAAAAAUCAUCAGCCAAUGAUGAUGAUAAAACGAAUAUACAGGAUGAGUAUGUUAAAGCUUAUUAUGCUGCUAUACUGAAGAAGCAACAAGAGCUUGAAGAAGCUGCUAAGGGACAAGAAGAAUUGCCCAGUACAGAGGUUACUGAAAACGUGGCUAACAGAAACUCCAGUCGCCAGGUGGGAAUGAAGGCAAAACGUGAAGAGGAUGAAGAAGAUGAUAUUGAGUGGGAGGAGGCUCCAAUAGGUGGUAAUGCAAAUGAAAAUUACAAGGUUGACUUGAAUGUUGAAGCAUCGGCUUCGGUAGAAGAUGAAGAAGAAGAUGAUGUGGAUUGGGAGGAAGGUUGAAGAGGCAAAGAGAAUUUUAUACCCCAAAUCUGACACAAGGUGAUAUUACCUUUCUUCCAUCUGGAAGGCCUUAAUGAAUUGAGGUAGAAGCUCUGCAGUUAAUCUUGAGCAGCCGUGUUACUUGUUAUGUUCGAGCCGAUUUUAAAGAUCUCUAGCCUAUAAUUGCUUGAUUUACUGCUGACAUUUCAUCUUGGGGACUCCGAUGAAUUGAACUGUUUGGUGUGCUGGAAGAAAAGAUCAAGAAAAAAUAGAUAUUUAAUUGAUUUAUCACUCACAAAUUAAGUAGAAAUAAGAGAGGAUUAUCCAUGUGUUACCAAUUACAGUGGGAUAAACUCGUGUGCUAACUUACUAUUGAAGCAAUACGGUGUAUUUUACAAUAGUUUUUACUUGUUUAGCUGAUAUAGAAUUUUAGAAAUAAAGACAGCUAUUGCCAAACAAUUUCUCAUUGCUCUCCUUGUAGAAACAAUAGAACAUAACAAGUUAAAUAUCUUUUUAAGUA
Benincasa hispida (wax gourd) is the source of this 2095-nucleotide messenger RNA. RefSeq names its product Transcription factor TFIIE, alpha subunit. Gene Ontology annotation, biological process: transcription initiation at RNA polymerase II promoter. Gene Ontology annotation, cellular component: transcription factor TFIIE complex. The record is from RefSeq and is a predicted model, not a curated record. Lineage: Eukaryota; Viridiplantae; Streptophyta; Magnoliopsida; Cucurbitales; Cucurbitaceae.